GAGAUGGACAGUUUUGCUCUGGUCAUAUUCUACCUCGGCAUCCUCGUGGUGCCAGGCUUCCUCUUUUCCUCUCUGCGCCGACUAUCUGGACGGUCUAGCAAGGCGUCCACACACGAUGCCCAAGGCCCCCAGAAGCCUGCCAGGUUUCCUGGUCCAAAACAAUAUCCCAUCGUCGGUCGCGUUCAUGACUUGCCCAGAUUUGCUAUGUGGUUGAAGCUGAAAGAAUGGGCUGAUGAGUUCGGUCCAAUCUACCAAACCAGCAUGCUUGGCCAGAAGUUUGUUAUCAUCUCUGACGAAGAGAUGGCUCAAGAGCUUCUCGUCAAGAAUGGUAACAACUUCGCCGGCAGACCACAGAUCCGGGCUCUGAUCGACCACAAACUGGGACCUGCCUAUUCUGCAUUGAUGGAUCGUCACGACACUUGGAAAUUCCAACGCAAAUGGGUCCAUGCCGCAAUGGCUGCAGCACACCAGCAGCACUUCUACGGCCACAUCGAAAAUGAAGUCAAGCGCUGGCUUGUCACUCUGCUGCUGGACCCUGAGAAGUUCCACGGUAACACCCGCGAGCUUACGGGGCGGAUCAUCAGCCGCCUUGCUUGGGACGACGCCUCCCUUGGCAAGGCGUACGGUGACAGCGCCAUCGCAACGCUGACGCAGAUGUCAGUGUCUGGCCCUGUUGUCAACACCAUGACUCCGCUGUGGCACCUUGGCGACCUCAUCCGGUACAACCCCUGGCGCAACCACGAGGUGGCGCGGGAGAAGAACCAGCGCGCAUGGUGGCUGCGAUCGUUCCGCCUUGCCAAGGCUAGAUACCGCAGAAGCGAGUUGCCAAGCGAUACCUGGACGUACCGAUACUUUGAGCAGUUGCAGAAGGCAGGCAAUGAGACCCUAAUGCAAAGUGAAAAGGACGAAGACUUUGCGGCCUGCAUGCUUGGCUUCCAAUGCCUUGUAGGGGUGGUGACAAUCUCUGGGCCCAUGCAAUUCUUCUUGAUGUGCAUGGCGCUUCAUCCCGAAUGGCUGAAGAGGUGCCAAGAUGAGAUCGACAGGGUUUGCGGUGAUCGGAUGCCGACCAGGGACGAUUUCGCAGAGCUUCCGACGGUGAGGGCUUGCUUGAAGGAGACACUCCGCUGGAGAUCUGGCGUUCCUCUUGGUAAGGCUGUCCUUCCCACUAUGACGUUUAGUUCACUGAACAUGACUGCUAACAAAUUCGAAGGUGUUCCGCAUCAAUGCGAACAAGAGUCAGACUUCAACGGUGUCAAAAUUGAGAAGGGCACCAUUAUUCUAGCAUGCGAGUGGAAUAUCAACCGUGUCCGCGAAAAGUACCCUGACCCUGACCACUACCGACCCGAUCGAUACCUAGAGCCUGGCUUCCCGACGUAUCAAGAACCCCUCAGCCGUUAUCCCAAUUUCAGGGAUGGCGUGGGCAUGCACACAUUUGGCUGGGGACGGAGAACUUGCCUCGGCCAGAACCUCGUGGACGAUGAGAUUUUCGUCGCGGGAGCUGCUGUCUGCUGGGCCUUCGACAUGGGUCUGAAGAAAUGCCCUGCGACCGGUAAAGACGUGACCUUUGACACGGAGGCUACGAACUCGAACGUCAUCUUAGAACCACUGCCAUUUCCAAUGCAGUUCAAGGUUAGAAGCUCUGAAAGAGCACAAAUUCUGUUGGAAGGCUACAAUGCCAUCAGAGAUGAGCUGAAGGUUUAG
Colletotrichum gloeosporioides is the source of this 1701-nucleotide messenger RNA. Its product is annotated as Cytochrome P450 monooxygenase psoD. Lineage: Eukaryota; Fungi; Ascomycota; Sordariomycetes; Glomerellales; Glomerellaceae. Gene Ontology annotation, molecular function: heme binding; monooxygenase activity; oxidoreductase activity, acting on paired donors, with incorporation or reduction of molecular oxygen. The annotation marks the transcript as partial. The record is from RefSeq and is a predicted model, not a curated record. The transcript has 3 exons.